AUCUCAUCUCAUCGAGAAAAAAACAGUCAUGGCAGAUGUACUCCUCUCUUCUCUCAUAAGGACAAUCCUUGCAAACUUGACCUCCUCAGCCCUACAGCAGUUCGGAAUAGCUUGGGGCCUCGAAACCGAGCUGAAAAAUCUGGAGAGUACUUUGAGUACAAUCCAAGCAGUGCUUGUUGAUGCAGAAGCUAAGCAAUGGACGAGCGAAGCCGUCAAGAAUUGGCUCCGAAAGCUCAAGGAUUCAGCUUACGAUGCGGACAACGUGGUGGACGAAUUCGCCACCGAAGCCCUCAAACGAAAACUGGAUUCUCAAAGAGGGGCAACACACCGAGUGAGUUCCUUUUUCUCUCUUCGAAAUCGGCUUAUAUUUCGAUUGAAAAUGGGGAAUGAGAUUAAGGGUGUUAACGAGAGGUUGGAUAAAAUUGUUGGAGAGAGAAGUUUUCACUUGAGGGAGGGAUUGUUGGAGCCCGAAUUUCGUGCGGUGGAGGGAAGACAAACGAGUUCCCUUGUGAAUGAACUGGAAAUUUAUGGGAGGAAUGGCGAGAAAGAAAUGAUAAUUGAAAUGUUGCUCGACGAUUUGAGCGACCGCAACGGUGUUUCGGUUUGUGCUAUAUGCGGCAUGGGGGGCCUCGGCAAGACUACACUCGCUAAAUUGGUGUACAAUGAUAAGAGGGUGGAAGGGCACUUCGAUUUAAGACUUUGGGUUUGCGUAUCUGAUAUUAAUUUUGACAUAAAGAGACUAACGGGAGCGAUUGUAGAGUCCAUAGAAGGAGGCGCAUGCAAUAUCACAAAUUUGGAUCCACUCCAGCGCCGCCUCCAAGAAAAAUUGAGGGGCCGGAGAUAUUUGCUUGUCUUGGACGACGUGUGGAAUGAGUACCACGAGAAGUGGGAUAGACUAAAAGAUGUACUUAGGUGUGGAGCUAAAGGCAGUAAGGUUGUAGUGACAACAAGGAGUCAGAAAGUUGCUCUUAUAAUGGCUACGCUUCCUGUACACCAUAUGGUUGGUCUAUCGGAGGAUGAUUCUUGGUCCUUGUUUGAGCAACGAGCUUUUGACAAUCAAAAGAUGAAGGAAAACCAUGAGCUGUUUGAGAUUGGGAAGGCGAUAGUCAAAAAAUGCGGAGGGUUGCCCUUAGCAAUAAAAGCUCUAGGAAGCCUCAUGCAGUUUAAAAGCAGUGAAAGUGAGUGGUUAUCUCUGAGGGACAGUAAGGUUUGGGAUCUACCGGAUGAUGGAAGUACUAUCUUGCCUGCCUUAAGGUUGAGCUACGACAAUUUACCUCCACACUUGAGGCAAUGUUUUGCUUAUUGUUGUAUAUUCCUUAAAGACAGUCAGAUGAAGAAAGACAUGUUGAUCGAGCUGUGGAUGGCGAAUGGUUUUAUUCCCUCUAAAGGAGAAACAACUUUGCAUGAUACGGGCCAUGAGAUUUUUAAUGACUUAGUUUGGAGGUCCUUCUUACAAGAUGUGGACGAGAAUUUCGAUGGCGAAACAGUAUGUAAAAUGCACGAUCUUAUGCAUGAUCUGGCGCUAUCUAUUAUGCAAUAUGAUUUAUAUGUUAUGGAUUCGCAUAAGGAUAUGAAAGUUCCAGGAAAGGUUCGUCACUUGCUUCUUAACAUUCACUCAGCAGGGGGAUUAACUUGGAAUGAGUCUAUGCUUGAAGUUCCAUCUCUACGGUUGUUUGCUUUACGUCCGCAAUGUGCGCACCCUCGUUUUUCUUGGGAAAAAGUUUCUCCUUGGAUUUCGAACCAGAAGUAUCUCAGGGUGUUGGAUUUGAGCGCUGGCACUACUUUUGUGAAGGUACCGAGAUUAAUUUCCAACUCCAACCAUCUUAGGUACCUCGACAUGUCGUACUCUAACAUAGUCUAUGUACCAGAAUCCAUAUGUAAUCUCCAAAACCUAGAGACUUUGAAACUUAUAGAGUGUUACAAGCUUUGUAAGUUGCCCGAAUGCAUGAGGUAUAUGAGAAAUCUCAUAUACUUGGACAUUAAAGGGUGUGAUUCUCUUACAUCUAUGCCUCCUAAAUUGGGACAACUGACUUCCCUACGAAGACUAAGCUUCUUCAUUGUGGGCCAAGCUGAGGGUUACCGUAUUAGUGAGUUGAAAGAAUUAAAUCUUGCGGGGAAGCUGGUAAUAAAGAAACUUGAUAAUGUAAGAAGCCCAGUGGACGCUGAGAGUGCCAAUUUGAAGAGGAAACUGGAUCUUGUUUCUUUGCAUUUACAUUGGACUUGGAGUCAUCAAAAGGAAGAAAACUUACCCAAUGAUGUUGAAGGGGUGCUUGAGAGUCUCCAACCUCACUCAAAUCUGAAGAAGCUGAGUAUAAGUUAUUACCGAGGUUCCAAGUUUCCAAAUUGGAUGAUGUGCUCAGUGCUUAAAAAUCUGGUUGAGCUCUCUCUAUAUUCUUGUUCACAAUGUGAACAACUUCCGCCUCUUGGUAAACUACACUCCCUUAAAAAACUCAAUAUUAGUGGAAUGGAUUCUCUGAAGUACUUCGACCCUGAGUGUUAUGAAGAUGGGGAAAUUUCAUUCCAGGCACUGGAGACACUCAGUCUUGGAAGAAUGCCGAGUUUGGAGGAAUGGAUGACAAUGGAUAGACAAGAUGUUUUUCCGUGCCUACGAGAGUUGGAUAUAAAAAGCUGCCCCAAGCUAACUAAUUUGCCUGCCCUUCCAACACUUAAGAGAUUGGGGAUCGGUGACAAUGAAAAGUUACUCAAGUCAGUGAAUAAUCUAACUUCGCUUUCCUCUCUUUUGAUAUCUGACCUCCAGUUGGAGAUUCUUCCGGAUGGAUUGUUUCAAAAUCACGAGGCCUUGGAGUCCCUAGAGCUAAGGUGUAUGCCCAAUAUCGAGACUCUGCAAAAUUGGAUGUCUGGUUUGUCUUCUCUAAAGCGAUUGAGACUUGAUGACUUUCCUAAACUAAGAAAUUUGUCAGGACUCGGAAUCGUAAACUCUCUGGACUCACUUGAUAUAAGUGGAUGUGACAGUCUUACGGACCUUGAGGGCUUGGAAGGCUUAACUUCCCUCAGAUCCUUAUAUAUUCAAUGCUGUCGCAAACUAAGGUCGUUAUCGGAGGGAAUGCAACUUCUGACGGUACUCCAACACUUGCUUAUCAAUGGAAGUCCUGAGAUACAAUCUUUUCCAGAGGGCAUGCGACAUUUGAAUUCUCUCCAGAGUAUGCAGAUAUGGCAUUGCGAAGGAUUAAUUACUCUACCAAACUGGCUAGGAAGCCUCCAGUCGCUAUCAUACUUAGGGAUUUGGAGUUGUAGUAAUCUGAGGUCUAUGCCAGAUGGGCUGGGGGGCCAAAAGAGUCUGAGAGAGCUGCGAAUUGUGGAAUGUCCAAAUUUGGAGAGGCGGUGCAAGAAAGAGAGUGGCGAGGAUUGGCUAAAGAUAGCUCACAUACCCAAUAUUAGGAUCAACUUCGAACAAGUACAGUCCUUGGACGAUUAACAGACAAUCUUGAAGUUGAGAUUCGUUUUUCCCAAAUUCAUGUCCGGCCACAUAUUUUGAGUCCAGAUUUGAUUGCAUGGUUAAUCAUUAGAAAUCAUCGAAGUUAGUUCCGGAAUGAUUGCUGGGAUUUUAGAUGCAGCAUGCGUUCCAUUUUGAAAGGUUCUGGCCUUCACUGUGUUGAAUAUCAGAAGGUAAG
Rhododendron vialii is the source of this 3632-nucleotide messenger RNA. RefSeq names its product putative disease resistance protein RGA3. NCBI's taxonomy places the organism in Eukaryota, Viridiplantae, Streptophyta, Magnoliopsida, Ericales, Ericaceae. Gene Ontology annotation, molecular function: ADP binding. Bases 29 to 3436 code for a protein of 1135 amino acids. Gene Ontology annotation, biological process: defense response to other organism. The record is from RefSeq and is a predicted model, not a curated record. The transcript is spliced from 2 exons.